UGUGUGUGUGUGUGUUUGUGUGUGUGUGUGAGCGUAUUAAUAUCUGACAUCAAUAUUUAAUUGUUGCUUUGACUGAGAGUGAACGUUGAGGUUAAACCGUCUUGAUCUGAGAGCCGUUUCUGCUCGACUGUGAUGUUUGGCACAUGCUUUUCUCAGAAAGGGAGCGAGAGAGACAGAGAGAGAGAGAGAGAGGGAGAGAAGGAGAGAGAGAGAGAGGGGGGAAGGAGGAGCGUUCAGACCUCCACAGCCAGACACAACCAUCAACCCUUACGACACCCAGAAAAUCACAGAUUUACUCUAAAUUAUACACACGUCUGGAAGCAAACAGACACGUAUGAGACCGCAGACUCUGAAAUGAUUCUGGCUUGGGUUUUCUGCAUCUUUGUGGAUUUUGUGGUCAUCUUCUCUGAGCCUCAGAGUGUCUUCACCGGCACUUGAUCUGUGAAGAGCUCUCUGCUCCAUCUUCAGCUGCCUGAGACGUGAACCCCAGAAGACUCUUAAUGAAUCAGUAUUCGCCGCUCGAUGCCAUGGCGUUCAACCGGCGGAUUUUAUAGUUCUCUCUGAAGGACGGAUCUUCAGGUCUUGUCGAGCAUCGUGGGAGAGUUACAGAGGAAACCUCACGCUGCCGAAGAUCCCGGAGUCUAACAUGGCUCUGAGCGUGUUAGGUGUGUUUCUGGGAUUGCUUCUGGAAGUUUCCACACAUGGACCCUCCAGCGUUCCCAGAAGCUCAUGGAAGCACGACGAUGUGGAUCUGCUGGAGUUCUGGGAGCCGGAUGUGUUUAACUACACGACUCUCCUGCUGAGCGAGGAGCGCGGCGUGCUGUAUGUCGGCGCUCGAGAGGCCGUCUACGAGCUCAACAUGAGCAACGUGUCGGUCAAGAGCAACCAGCUUCCGUGGAAAGUUCCCGAGAGAGAGAAGGCGAUGUGUAUUUUAAAGGGGAAGUCUAAAGAGACGGACUGUCGAAACUACAUUCGAGUUUUGCAAGUGCUGGAUGAAGACACGCUGUAUGUGUGCGGGACUCACGCGUUUCAACCCCUCUGUGAUUAUCUGUCCCUGCAGGGCUUCAGUUUGCAGGAUCGAGGAGAGGACGGUCGGGGGAAAUGUUCCUUCGACCCGGCUCAGAGCUUCACCAGCGUGAUGGUCGACGGCGAGUUGUACUCGGGAACGGCGUAUAACUUCCUGGGCAGCGAGCCGAUCAUCUCCAGAUCUUCUCCGUCUCAGAGUCUGCUGCGCACGGAGUAUUCAACGUCCUGGCUCAACGAGCCCAGUUUCGUCUUCGCCGAUGUGAUCCGAGAAGGACAGGACAGUCCGGACGGAGACGAUGAUAAGAUCUACUACUUCUUCACCGAGGUGUCGGUGGAGUACGAGUUCUUCGGGAAGCUGCUGAUUCCCAGAAUCGCACGCGUUUGUAAGGGCGAUCUGGGCGGUCAGCGCACGCUGCAGAAGAAGUGGACGUCCUUUCUGAAGGCCAAACUGGUCUGCUCCAUGCCAGAGCUCAACUUUGUCUUCAAUGUGGUUCACGACGUGUUUAUUCUGAAAGCAGCGCACUGGAGAGACACCAUCAUCUACGGGGUCUUCACAUCUCAGUGGGGGAAUGUCGGUCUGUCCGCCGUCUGUGCGUAUAACAUGAGCUCAGUGCACGAGGUUUUCUCCAAAGGGAAGUUCAUGCAGAAGGCCACGGUGGAACAGUCCCACACCAAGUGGGUUCGGUUUAACGGCAUCCCCCCGAGUCCCAGACCAGGAGCGUGCAUCAGCCGUCUGAACCGCAGACAGAACAUCAGCUCGUCGCUCCAGCUGCCCGACAAGACGCUUCAGUUCGUGAAGGACCAUCCUCUGCUGGAGGACCCGGUUCUGCCCAUCGGGAACGGCCCGCGCCUCAUCACCAAAGACGUCAACUACACACAGAUCGCCGUCGAGAGAGUUCAGGCGCUCGAUGGAAACAUCUAUGACGUCAUUUUCACCGGCACCGACAAAGGUUUUCUUCAUAAAUCUCUGCUGUUGGACGGCGAGGUUCACACGGUGGAGGAAAUCCAGCUGCUGAAGAACGCGGAGCCGAUUAAAACCCUCCUGCUCUCCUCACGAGGGAGCCGGUUCCUGUACGCUGGAUCGGACUCAGGAGUGGUUCAGUCUCCCACAGCGUUCUGUGAGAAGAACCCGUCCUGUGUGGACUGUGUUCUGGCGCGGGACCCUUACUGCGCCUGGGACCCGCGCUCGGCCGCCUGCGUUAAUAUUUUCCAGCAGGAUGCCGACCGACGGAAGUUGUUUCAGAGUCUCAAAGGGGAUGCUGGGAUAUGUCCUACAGCGGCUCGUCUGGCGGUGAGCGAGUAUCGGCAGGUGUUGGUGAAGCCGGGUGCUUCUGUCGAUCUGUCGUGUCCGGUGCGCUCAAACCUGGCUCAGGUGUUGUGGAAGCUGGACGGCCGUGUCCUGACCGAAGCCUCACGCUUCCUCCUGCUGGAGGAGAACGGGCUGCUGAUCUACAGCGUGACGCCGGAGGACGCCGGCCGCUACGAGUGCUGGUCCAUCGAAUCAUCCGCGGGAAAGAACUUCACCCGUCUGGUGAUGGGAUACACGCUUCGACUGGAGCUUCCCGAGAACGUGCCGUCCGUAUCCGCGUCUACGAUCACACCGGAGGAAGGUAAUGAUGGAGACGGCUCUGGACUAACGCCGGCUCACACGGACGCUCCCUCACUAACAACCCCUCCCAGCGUCGCCUUUAAACCCAGAUCCUACAUCCCUCCGGAGGUCAGCAACGUACCGACGCGCACCGAGACGCUCGACCCCUCGGCGAAACAGAUUCAGGAUGACAUCAGCGUCGCUCUGCUGUUGCUCUUCCUGCUUUUCUUCCUGCUCUUCCUCGCCGCUUUGGCGUACAACUGUUACAAGGGGUACCUUCCAGAGCCAUGUCUCCGUGUGCGGUCCGCGCUGCUCGGCUCCGACAAAACGCCGCCGCAGUCCAAGUACGCAACAUGUGAGGCUGGGCUCACGGAAAAGACGGAUCGGAACGGAGCGCAUCCGCUGCGUCCUCUCAGAGACACCGGAUACGAGACGGAGCCGGAAACAGGGAACGGUGGAGUCCCGUCCAGCAGCUUCGAGGACACCAGUGAUAGUCCCAUGUUCGACGUGCAGUCCGCGUCGCAGUCGAUCGAAUACGCAGACGGCGACGCGACGGACUGACGCGUUCACAGAACCAGCGCAGCUCUGCAGGAACAAACGCAGAAUUCCAAAUCAGAUUCCAAAUUGGAAACAUUGUUUACCAGAUUGGUAGGUUUCGUGAUGUUGUCCAAGUUGGAGCAGCGGACUGUAUUUGAGUAUUUUUGUGGCGUUUAAUGUUCACUCUCAGAUCACGCUGCAGAAGCUGAUUUCUGACUUUGUUUUCAGUGCAAAUAUCUGCACGCCGUGAUAUCAAGACACUCUUACUUGAUUAGGAAAACGAGUUUAGAUAUUAAGCAUGCUUCUAAAAAUGCAAAAAAAAAAAAAAAGGUUAAGACUAGGUGAGGCUUUGCUUAAAACGAAAAAAUACUGUCUUUUAUGCAAAAUAUAAUUUACAGGUUUUUUUUGUUUUUUUUUUGGUGAAACCCCAAAAUUUGAAGACAUUUUAACAUAUAUAUAUAUAUAUAAAUGGUACCUUUUAUUAUUUUUAUUUGUUAAUAAUUUUUUCAUUUUUACUAUUUCAUAACAGUGAUUUUGAUUAUUAUUUUUUUUAUAUAUAUAAAAUAAAUAAUAAUAAAAAUUGUCAGGUACAUUUUGAUGACUGUAUUACAUAUAAAUUAGAAGACAAAAACAAAGCAAACUGUAAUUUCUAGUAUUUUUAAACUUGGGAUGAAAUGCAAAAAAAAUACAACAACAACAAAAAACUAACAAUUGUUGCAUAAAAAGGCACAUUUUUGGACCAUUCUAUAGUUCUAUAGUUUUUUUUUUUUAACUUAUUUUUUUUCUUUCUUUCUGUUCCUUUCCUUCUUUUCUUUGCAUUUGCAUUUUGACAUUCCAUGACUUUGUUUCAAAAAUAAUCAUUCUAAUGUCAUAUAAUAUGUAUCAUUAAACACAUAAACUUAAUUCAAAGCAGCGGAAAGAUGAUAGUUUUUCUGACCGCACUGACAGAUCUUUUGACACUUUAAGCAUAAACUCUCUUCACUUUGAGAUUUGUUUUUCAGGAAGACAGACUUUCCUUCUCAGGUAAAUGUGUCUUGGUUUAGGAGUGUGGAGAUAUUGGCAGGUUUUCUGCUCGGUCUGCGUGUGAUGUUGAAUCUCAGGGAUGUUUGAUGUGAUGAGGAAGAGCCACUGUUUCUCCAGCUGCCGAUAGAAACCAGACCAAAAAUGUCUGAACACUGAUGCGUCUCUUGCACAGCUUCCUGUUGUUGUUUCUGCAGAUGUCUAACACUUUAACCUGCUUUUAUUUGAGAGAACGAGAGCGAAACAAGAUUUUUACACAGUCAAAUAAAUAAAUCUGAGACUUGUCCACUGGUGUCCACAGACGUGAGCUUUGAACACUUUUUUUUUUUUCUUAAAGAAGGUUUAUGUUUUAGAUAUUUUUAAAGCUAUUAUAUUAUUUAAUUACAAUUCUGCAAUAAUAGCGUGAAUGUCACAAAAAAAAAAAAAAUAAUAAUCCCCAAAAUCUAAAGAAAAUCUUUUUAUGACAUUAUUUCAUGGCUUAUUUAAUAAAAAUAAAACAAAUACAUAAAAAAAUUAAA
This is a messenger RNA of Carassius gibelio (silver crucian carp), 4689 nucleotides long. Its product is annotated as semaphorin-4D. Gene Ontology annotation, biological process: neural crest cell migration; ossification involved in bone maturation; negative chemotaxis. The record is from RefSeq and is a predicted model, not a curated record. Bases 647 to 3175 code for a protein of 842 amino acids. Lineage: Eukaryota; Metazoa; Chordata; Actinopteri; Cypriniformes; Cyprinidae. The transcript has 17 exons. Gene Ontology annotation, molecular function: chemorepellent activity; semaphorin receptor binding.